This is a messenger RNA of Dromiciops gliroides (monito del monte), 975 nucleotides long. Its product is annotated as reticulocalbin-3-like. NCBI's taxonomy places the organism in Eukaryota, Metazoa, Chordata, Mammalia, Microbiotheria, Microbiotheriidae. Gene Ontology annotation, molecular function: calcium ion binding. The record is from RefSeq and is a predicted model, not a curated record. Gene Ontology annotation, cellular component: endoplasmic reticulum.
AUGAUGUGGCUGUGGUCGCUACUGCUGCUGGGCAAAGGGGCGUGGGGCAAGCCCCCCCCCCCGCCCCCAGACGCUGGGGUCCCUCACUCCAGCCGGGUGCACCAGCAGGCCCCGCUGAGUGAGGCCAAGCAUGAUGAUGCCCACGGAGACUUUCAGUUUGACCACGAGGCCUUCCUGGGCCGGGAGGCAGCGAGGGAGUUUGACCAGCUCAGCCCAGAAGAGAGCAAAGCCCGUCUGGGGCGGAUUGUGGACGGAAUGGACCGAGAUGGCGACGGGGAUGGCCUGGAUCUCCGGGCCUGGAUCGCUCAUACGCAGCAGCGCCACAUCCGGGACUCCGUUACAGCCGCGUGGGACACCUAUGAUACUGGGGAUGGCCGAGUGGGCUGGGGCGAGCUGCGCAACCUUACCUACGGUCACUACCAGCCAGGAGAGGAGUUCUCCGAUGUGGAGGCGGCAGAGACCAAUAAGAAGCUCCUGGCGAGAGACAAGAGGCGGUUCCGGGCAGCUGACCAAGAUGGGGACCUGCAGGCCCCCAUGGAGGAGUUCACAGCCUUCCUGCAUCCGGAGUCGUUUCCCCACGUGCGGGACACUGUGAUUGCCGAGACGCUGGAGGAGUUGGACAAGAAUGGAGAUGGUUAUGUGCAAGUGGACGAGUACAUAGCGGACCUGUACUCCCCAGAGCCAGAGGGAGGCGAGGAGCCCGCCUGGGUGCAGACGGAGUGGCAGCAAUUCCGAGACUCCCGGGACUUGAAUGGGGGGGGGAGGCACCUGGAUGGGCGUGAGGUCGGGCACUGGGUACUGCCCCCAGCCCAGGAUCAGCCUCUGGUGGAGGCCAAUCACCUGCUGCAGGAGAGCGACACUGACAAGGAUGGACGCCUGAGCAAACAGGAGAUCCUGGGCAACUGGAACACGUUUGUGGGCAGUCAGGCCACCAACUACGGCGAGGACCUGACACGGCACCCUGAUGAACUCUGA